CACGGAAUGCGCUGUGCUAGCUUUCCAAUUGGGCUAUGCCUGCGAGCGCGACGUCAGUCUAGUUACCGGCUAUUAUGAGGGGCUUGAAGCUGUAAAAGCGGAAAGCUUUUAAGUCUGCCACCCCGCUACUGAAAUUUCAAACGAUACACCAUAGCUGCUCAAGGGCAUCCUCCUCUUUCCCGUUGAAAAUACGACACGAUGCUCUACGCAGAAGGAAACAAACUCGUCUUCCGAUUCGAUGAUCACACCCUCUGGAUCGAGCCCUGGAGCGAGAAUGCGUUCCGUAUUAGGGCCACGAAACUUGCGUCCAUGCCCAGUGAACACUGGGCACUGACUUCGGAGGUGGAUUCACCCAAAGCAACCAUCGAGACCCCAAAUAAUGAGGAUGCAACCAUCGUCAACGGCAAGAUCAGAGCAACUGUCUCUAAACGGGGUAAGAUAACCAUCUUCGACCGCAAGGGGAACAAACUCUUCGAGGAAUAUGCCCGCCAUCGUCGGGACCCCAAGGACCCGAAAUGCAGCGCAUUGGAGAUAGAGGCACGAGAGCUGCGACCAAUUCUGGGAGGCGAUUUCCAUCUUACAAUGCGGUUCGAGUCGCUAGACCCCAAGGAGAAGAUAUUCGGCAUGGGUCAGUACCAGCAGCCGUCACUCAAUCUCAAAGGUUCGGACCUGGAAUUGGCCCACCGGAACUCUCAGGCUAGUGUACCCUUUGCAGUCUCUUCGCUCGGAUACGGCUUUUUGUGGAACAACCCGGGCAUUGGACGAGCAGUGCUGGGAACCAAUACCAUGAGCUUUGAAGCGCUAUCCACAAAAGCGCUCGAUUACUGGGUUGUUGCAGGUGACAGUCCCGCCGAAAUCGUCGAGGCCUACAGUAGGGUGACGGGCUAUGUCCCUAUGAUGCCGGAGUACGGACUCGGAUUUUGGCAAUGCAAGCUGCGGUACUGGAACCAGGAGCAGGUCCUGGACGUGGCGCGCGAGUACAAGCGCCGAGAGGUUCCGCUGGAUCUCAUCGUGGUGGACUUUUUCCACUGGCCGCACCAGGGAGAAUGGAAAUUUGACCCCAAGUUCUGGCCCGACCCAGACGCGAUGAUCAAGGAGCUCAAAGACAUGAACGUCGAAGUCAUGGUCUCCAUCUGGCCGACGGUCGAGACCGCAUCCGAGAACUAUCCCGAGAUGCUAGAACGCGGUCUCCUCAUCCGCCACGACCGCGGGUUGCGGAUCGCCAUGCAGUGCGAUGGGGACAUCACGCACUUCGACGCGACGAACCCCGAGGCGCGCGCUUUCGUUUGGAGCAAGGCCAAGCAGCACUACUACGAGAAGGGAAUCAAGGUCUUCUGGCUCGACGAGGCGGAGCCCGAGUACGGCAUCUACGACUUUGACAUCUACCGCUAUCACGCGGGCAGCAAUCUGCAGAUCGGGAACAUCUUCCCCAAGGAAUACGCCCGGGGCUUCUACGAGGGCAUGCAGGCCGAGGGCCAGGAGAACAUCGUCAACCUCCUCCGCUGCGCCUGGGCCGGCAGCCAGAAGUACGGUGCCCUGGUCUGGAGCGGCGACAUCGCCUCCUCGUGGCCGACCUUUCGCAACCAGCUGGCGGCGGGCCUGAACAUGGGGCUCGCGGGGAUCCCCUGGUGGACCACCGACAUUGGGGGCUUCCACGGUGGCGACCCUAACGACCCCGCCUUCCGGGAGCUUUUCACCCGGUGGUUCCAGUGGGGAGCGUUCUGUCCGGUGAUGCGGCUGCACGGCGACCGCGAGCCCGUCCCGGAAGGCCAACCCACCGGGUCUGGCGCCGACAAUGAGAUCUGGUCGUACGGGGAGGAGGUCUACCAGAUCUGCAAGAAGUACAUCGGCAUCCGCGAGGAGUUGCGCGACUACACCCGGGGCUUGAUGAGGGAAGCGCACGAGAAGGGAUCCCCCGUGAUGCGGACCUUGUUUUACGAGUUUCCAGAGGAUCCCAGGGCCUGGGAUUGCGAGACGCAGUACCUCUUCGGCUCCAAGUAUCUGGUGGUUCCCGUGCUGCAGGCCGGGCAGCGGAAGAUCACGGCGUAUCUGCCGGCUGGGGCGUCGUGGCAGCUGUGGGGUAAGAAGCACGACCAGGUCUACCAAGGAGGACGCGAGGUCGAGGUGGCCUGUCCCAUUGAGACCAUGCCUGUAUUCAUUCGCGUGUAGGUUAACA
Aspergillus japonicus CBS 114.51 is the source of this 2176-nucleotide messenger RNA. RefSeq names its product putative glycosyl hydrolase. Bases 199 to 2169 code for a protein of 656 amino acids. The transcript has 2 exons. The record is from RefSeq and is a predicted model, not a curated record. Gene Ontology annotation, biological process: carbohydrate metabolic process. Gene Ontology annotation, molecular function: carbohydrate binding; hydrolase activity, hydrolyzing O-glycosyl compounds. Lineage: Eukaryota; Fungi; Ascomycota; Eurotiomycetes; Eurotiales; Aspergillaceae.